Saccostrea cuccullata (small rock oyster) is the source of this 2730-nucleotide messenger RNA. RefSeq names its product ras-related protein Ral-A-like. The transcript is spliced from 5 exons. The record is from RefSeq and is a predicted model, not a curated record. The coding region runs from base 204 to 809 and encodes 201 amino acids. Gene Ontology annotation, cellular component: plasma membrane. Gene Ontology annotation, molecular function: GTPase activity; GTP binding; GDP binding. Gene Ontology annotation, biological process: Ras protein signal transduction. Lineage: Eukaryota; Metazoa; Mollusca; Bivalvia; Ostreida; Ostreidae.
GGGAAAUUCCCACAAUGCACUAAUUAUCGCCAUUUCCACUUUGGAAAAUUCAAUGGAUUUGUAAAGUGCUGAACAUUUUUGUAUAAGUAGGCUUUAAAUAUUUUUUUCUGGCAACUAUUUGUGAUAAGGAAAACAAGAGACUCGUUCUGGUGGAUAUACACCGAACCUAGAAGAAAUAAAAAAAUUCAGAGAGAGAGAUCAAGAUGUCGAAGGCAAAGACACAACAACCACAGGUUAUACACAAAGUCAUUAUGGUAGGGAGUGGAGGUGUGGGAAAAUCAGCUCUGACCCUACAGUUUAUGUAUGAUGAAUUUGUUGAAGAUUAUGAGCCUACAAAGGCAGAUUCCUACAGAAAGAAAGUUGUGUUAGACGGAGAGGAAGUGCAGAUUGACAUUUUGGACACAGCCGGUCAGGAGGAAUAUGCAGCAAUCAGGGACAAUUAUUUCAGAAGUGGGGAAGGCUUUCUGUGUCUUUUCUCUAUAACAGAACAGGAGUCAUUUCAGGCUACAGUAGAUUUUAGGGAACAAAUUUUACGAGUAAAGAACGACGACACAAUACCCUUUCUCUUAGUUGGAAACAAGGCAGAUUUAGAAGACAGGAGAUAUGUCAGUGUGGAAGAAGCUCAAGAAAGGGCAAAACAAUGGAACGUACCCUAUGUAGAAACGUCAGCUAAAACUAGAGCUAAUGUUGAUAAGGUAUUUUACGAUUUAAUGAGAGCGAUAAGAGACAGAAAGAUGGAAGCAAGCCGACAGACUAACGGAAAGACUAGCAACAAAAAGAGCAAAAAACGGAAGUGUACUAUUUUAUAACCAUUCAAACUCGACAAAUUUCACUCUAGACAUUGUUCGUGGUCCAUUGCCUUUGACAUUUAUUUUUAAAAAAAGCAAGGAACCAUAUAAUGACCUUGAGAGUGCAUCACAAUCUUUGCGAAUUAAAUGACAAGGUCAUGGACAUCUUUAAUGACAAGGUCAUUCAAAUGUUGGAUAUAGUUUUACUCAAAUGGAUGCAUAUAUUUUAUGCUGCAAGUAUGAUUAAUUUAUCACCAUAGCUGUGCAAGUUUUAUUAUGUACAAUUUCAUAAUGUUCAAAGAAACUAUGUCAAUGAAUCAUAAUGCAUAUAAACUUGAUCCACACUUGAAGUGGAGUUUGCAUGGAGAGAAUGCUUUAAAUAUGGUUUUUAUUAACAUGAUAUUUGAACAGUUUUCAUCUGUUUAAAUAAUUUUGAUUGCAUGUGUUGUAAUUUUAAUUCUGUACAAAUCUGUGAGCAGAAGAGUAGCAUCUUUUGAUUUCUUGCAUUAUAUUUCUGUAUUUUUUUUUAAAUUUGAUUGAUAAAGAAAGGAAAAUGCUUUACAUGAAUGUAACUACAGUUGAACAUGGGUAUCUUUUUUAUGUCUUAAUAUCAGGGAUAUGUGUCAAUAUGAAUUGACUGUCCUGGCUUUCUUAUAAAUAUCAGAUUUUCAUAUCUUGAGCUCUCUACUGUAUCAAAGUAAGUCAUACCAAGAUUUAUUUCUAGCUUAUUAUCCAAGAAUUGCCUGUAAGUCUUGGUGUGAGGUAGAAAAACAGUUUUUUUUUACGGAGGCAUUCUAUUUGUUUGUAUGCAAUAUGUAUUCUGUGAAUGUAUGGUAUGUAUUCUUUUUAUAUGGAUACAAGGCAUAGUCUGUAUACAAAUACAAUACAUAUUCUGAUGGUGCAUACAUAUACAUAUAUAGAACAAUUUUUUUCUCUUUCAGUGAAACCAAUGCUGAGAGAAAAAAAAAAUCUUUUUCUAAAUUUUGUAAGUUAUCAAAAUAUAACAUUAAUAUGUAAUGCUGUUGUGUGCAUGUUUUAUGAAUGUUUAUGUGGCAGAAUUUAGUUUGAUAAAUAGAGGUUAAGUAAGUUACAGUUCAAAAUAAUAGGAAUACCAAUACAUAAUUUAAGUGAGAAAUCUUGGCCAAAACAAUGUAUGUAAAGCCCCAGUGAGAACUUCACAAUAAAUGUUGCUUGUACAAUAUACAUGUAUAUUCUAGGUAACAACUGUAUUAAAUUUUAGAUCGUAUCUUGUAUAUAUAAUGUAGUAAAUGUAAUUUAUUGGGUUUUUAUCAUUGUGUCAUGUGGGAAAUAACAUUAUAUUACUCACAUGCACUUGUAAGUGUAUACUACAUGCUAGUUUUCUAUAACAUUCGUGUAUGCACAGCAAGGCUAGCAGAGAUAUGAUGUGAAAUUUGACUUUUACUGAAUUAUACUGAUGUUUUAAAAUUGUAAUUCAAUGUCAGAGAAAACCAAACUAAUCUGAUGCUGAAAGUAUAGAGACACGAGAUGCUCAACCUGAAUGGAAGUUGGAUCUGAUACUGUUUGAAUGAUUUUUUUUGUUGUUGUUAUUUUGUUAUAUAUACUUACUUGUAAACAAUGGUUUUUAGUCUUAGUUGCUUAAUUUCGGAAGGCCAAAAAAAUUUUUUGCUAAUUUUCCUCUACAUUCAACUGAAGAAGCAAUUUGCAGUAUACAGUAAUACACAAUCAAAUAUCUCAUAGUAUAUUUUUUUUUCCGCUUCUGUUGUCAGAACUGCAAUUUGAUGUGAAUGUGUACAAAUUUUUAAUGCAACAACAGUUCUGUAUGAAUUGCUGUCCAUAAACUCAUUAUUAAAUCUAGUGGCUUUCAUGUGGGUGAUGUUUCAGUACCAAUUCAUUCUUUAUAACUAUUAUGCCUUCGAUAUACAUCUAAAAUGUACUGAAAUAAAAGACACCAUUAACUGUA